UGUUCCAGAGUGCGUCGCUCUAGGAUGGAAAGAAGCCAUUCUUUAUGGUGCUGAAGGCUCUGGCGGCACACGGCGAUGUCGUCAUAAGUGCGCGCCGAGAGAGACUGCGCUGAUUUCCAGCGAGUGCGUGGGCUUGCGAGGGUGGAGAAAGUCCCGUGCGAACCAUGGGGGGCCGGCGUGCACUGCACUUCGUGUUCAAAGUCGGCGACCGAGCGCAGACGGCACGCUUCUACCGGGAGCUACUGGGCAUGCGCGUUCUGAGACACGAAGAAUUUGAAGAAGGCUGCAAGGCCACUUGUAAUGGCCCUUAUGACGGCAAAUGGAGUAAGACAAUGGUGGGGUAUGGUCCUGAAGAUGAGCACUUUGUUGCAGAGUUAACCUACAAUUAUGGAAUUGGAGACUACCGUCUUGGCAAUGAUUUCCAGGGGCUGACUGUGGUGUCCAGCCAGGCGGUGAAGAACGCCAAAAAACUGGAGUGGCCACUCAAGGAGAUUUCAGGAGGCACCUAUCGAGUAGAAGCACCGGGAGGCUAUGUCUUUUUCUUGGAAGACAAAGAAUCGCCCAAGCCAGAUCCCGUGCUGAAGGUCACGCUCGCUGUGUCCAGGCUUCAGACCUCCGUCAACUACUGGUCGAAACUGCUGGGCAUGAAGGUGUACGAAACGGAUGAAGGCCUGCAGAAAGCUUUGCUCGGCUACGCGGAUAACCAGUGUAAGCUGGAGCUGCUGGGUCUUGGCCAGGCCGUGGAUCACGGGACCGCCUUUGGGCGCAUUGCCUUCUCCUGCCCGAAGGAAGAGCUGCCGGCGAUCGAAGCCCUGAUGAAGAAGGAGAACCAGAAGAUCUUGACGCCUCUGGUGAGCCUGGACACCCCAGGGAAAGCAACGGUGCAAGUGGUUAUCCUGGCUGACCCCGACGGCCACGAAAUCUGUUUUGUUGGGGACGAAGCCUUCCGAGAGCUUUCCAAGGUGGAUCCAAAUGGUGGGAAACUCUUGGAUAAGGCGAUGGAGGCGGACAAAAGCGCCGAGUGGUACGCGGAGCAUAAGCGGCCCAAGCCUUCUGCGGCGCCUGUCGGGGAGUAGGAAACGAGGAGGGCAGGCGGACCUCCUGGUCUUGUGGAAGAGAAUUGCUGUUGCGGCUUCGGCUGCUUUUCUGUCUCCAAACGGUUAUUGGUUAAAGGAAACUGACGCCAUC
Molecule: messenger RNA, 1188 nt
Organism: Hemicordylus capensis (graceful crag lizard)
Lineage: Eukaryota; Metazoa; Chordata; Lepidosauria; Squamata; Cordylidae
Gene: GLOD4
Product: glyoxalase domain containing 4
Exons: 9
Coding region: 165-1076 (303 amino acids)
Source: RefSeq, a predicted model, not a curated record